Molecule: messenger RNA, 2178 nt
Organism: Pocillopora verrucosa
Lineage: Eukaryota; Metazoa; Cnidaria; Anthozoa; Scleractinia; Pocilloporidae
Product: guanine deaminase-like
Biological process (GO): guanine catabolic process
Cellular component (GO): cytosol
Molecular function (GO): guanine deaminase activity; zinc ion binding
Source: RefSeq, a predicted model, not a curated record
UCAAGAUGGCGGAGGCAAAUCGCAGAACAUCGCGGUUGAGCAUAAAACAUGUAUUUUCGGGAACACUUGUGCACUCUACUGCAGCCAAUAGAAUGGAAAUAUGUCCAAAGAGGAUUAUAGGAGUUGAUCAUGACGGAAAGAUAGUUUUUAUUGAUAAUGCUUCUUGUAUGGAGGAACUUGCUGAAAGGUUUGGAUUUAAUGAGAGAGAUGUAAUCACCCUAAAAGAGAACAGACAGUUUUUGAUGCCUGGAUUAGUUGAUACUCAUAUUCAUGCUCCGCAGUAUAUAUUCACUGGAACAGGCUAUGAUGUGCCUCUCCUACAGUGGCUUGAAAAGUAUACAUUUCCCUCUGAAGCAAGAUUUGCAAACAAAGAAUUUGCUCAGAAUGCAUACAGAAAAGUUGUGGAAAGGUUACUCAAGAAUGGAACAACCACUGCAUCAUACUUUGCAACUAUUCACUAUGAUGCUACAGUAGUCCUCUGUGAUGUUAUAGCUGAACUUGGACAAAGAGCAUAUGUAGGAAAAGUUUGUAUGGACAGGAACAGUCCAAACUACUACAUUGAGGGAACAGAGGACUCAGUUAAGAAUGCUGACAGGAUUAUUACCUAUAUAUUAGGGAUGAAGAAUCCACUCAUUACUCCUGUCAUCACUCCAAGGUUUGUUCUGAGUUGCACCUCAGACCUGAUGAAGAAGUUAGGGAAUCUUGCAAAGGAUUACAACCUCCCCAUACAGAGUCACUUAAAUGAAAAUAAGAAGGAAAUAUCGUUGGUUAAAGAAGAAUUUCCAAAUGAGAGCUAUACUGCAGUGUAUGAUAAGCAUAAUCUUCUUAAUGGUAAGACAUAUAUGGCACAUUGCUGCCACUCCACAGAAGAGGAAAUUAAUCUUAUGUUAGAAAGAAAUUCUGCCGUCGCUCAUUGUCCGACAUCAAAUUUUAACAUUCGAAGCGGUGUGGCUGAUAUCAGACACUACUUGAAUAAAAAGAUCAAAGUUGGAUUAGGGACAGAUGUUUCUGGUGGAGAAUCACCAUCGAUGUUGGUAGCCAUUCGUGAUUGUGUCAAAGCCUCCAAUGUAAUCAGUUUUGGCAAAUCUGAGGAAUUCACAGCCCUAACUUAUGAAGAAGCUUUCUUUCUUGCUACUUUAGGUGGUAGUCAAGUGCUUGGACUUGACGACAAAAUAGGAAAUUUUAAGGUCGGCAAAGAUUUCGAUGCAUUAUUAAUUGACGUGGAAGUUCCAGAUUCCCCAUUUGAUUGUUUUGAUGCAGAUGAUUCAAAGGAUGCAGUCCAAAAGUUUCUUUACCUUGGAGAUGACAGGAACAUUCGACAGGUUUACGUGGCGGGCAAACUUGUGACAGGAGAAGAUUUCAAAACCCAAAGUGAAGUGGUGUAUAUUGAAAUCGAUGACUGACUGCUCAGGAGUUUAGUUUACCGUAGAUCCUCGAAUAAUUGUACAGAGCGCUUAUUUCAGAUCUGGGAUGAACCGGGGAGGGGAUGGUGGAAGGCCUUUAUUAAACCUUAAGCGCUGGUUUCACUUUCUCAAAUUGGCCACCGUGUUAGCAUUAGAAACGUCAGCCUCAAUAACUCUUUACGGUGGCCAAUUUACAUUAUCAACUCAGUUGAUAAAACCGUUCUAUCCUGUAAUACCCUCUCUAAUGGAGGGGGUUCUUUAAAAACUUACCCCCUUUAUUCAGUAAUAUGUAAUUUUUGUAAGGUGAUAUUCAAAUAUGAACUUAAAGAAUUUUUCAGAGCCACGAUCGGCGCUUAUGGUGACUUUACCAAACCUAACGUGUGUUUAACGGCGACGUGACGUAAGAUGUGAUAAUGUAGCAAUUAGUGUUGGUAGUGCUAUUUGUAUUAUAAGUUUUAAAAAAUUGUUAGAAGCGGUUUGUAAGGUAAAAGAGUAGGUAUGCUAUCAUCUGUACGUAAUUCUUCUGUAAGUAGGUUUAAAUACUGUAUAUUUGCGUUGCGCGUAUAUUAAUGUAACUAGCGCAAGUAAUUCAAUGUACUCCUAGUUUGUUGUCGUCGUAUGUAGAUGUAAAAUCCAUUCUUCUUCACAUAAAUGUGAGAGGGCACUACCAGAGAUAUUGUAAUUCAAGCGGAAGUAUGCAGCAUUGUGAUUUCUGAAAAGUAAUGUUUAUUUGUGACAUAAAGUUUAAAGCCGAAUAAAAAAGUCAUUUUCCAUU